Messenger RNA from Durio zibethinus, 4052 nucleotides. The record is from RefSeq and is a predicted model, not a curated record. Lineage: Eukaryota; Viridiplantae; Streptophyta; Magnoliopsida; Malvales; Malvaceae.
UUGAAUUCAAGCCGAUUGCCCACUGUAUUGUUGUCUAACUUGCCAGCACAAAAAUUGUAAAGUCUUUCUCAAAUCUCAUAAAAUAAAAAAUUUGAAUUAAAGUGUUUCUCAAAUCUAAAAAAAUUGGGGAUUUGAACUGGAUCUGGCAAAAAAUUGAGGCAAGAGAGGAGGCCAAUCUUUUCUGAAAAAACUUUUGAAAGGCAUUUUUUUUUCUGGAGGCCAAUUUUUGGAGGAAGAAGGCAAUGCCAAAAUUCCAACAAGCCAUUGCCUCCACCGGCAACCAUGUGUACCACCAUACCUUCCCGCCUUAAACCGUCACCACCAUCCCAUUCCCUUUCCUUUGCCAGCCGGUCACCAACUCAACCCCACCGAUCUCCCAACUACACCCCCCCCAGGAACAGCUCCCAUCUCCCACCUACCCGCCACCCACAGCCCUACUGAGAUAGCCAUCGAAACUGCCAACAAAUAAAUAGCAACUGUCACAGCCAAAAACAAAAAAUCAAAAAACCAAGCCAACAAAGCCAAAAAAAAAAAAAAUUGCAAACAACCACAGUCCUCUAUUGAGGAAUCCAUCGGAAAAAAAAAAAAGAAACAGAAAAGGGCUUUCGGUCAUGGGAUUUUUUUUUUAUGAGUUAUUUGGGAGAGUAUUUUUAAGAUUUUGGGAAAGGAGAGAAAAGAGCUAUUUUUUUGGGCGGUGGCAGCGACGGCAGCGUAUGGAGGUCAGCGGGGGCGAGGAGACUUUUGGAUGAUCUGAACCGGUAGAAAGGAAGGAUGGAAGGGGAGAAACAACAUACUUUGGUUUCAGGACGACCGGACGGCGAGAAGAGGGUGAACGGCGGUUUAACGGGUUAAAGUUUCAGAUCUAAGCUAUUAUGAGGUGAUUUGCGAAAAACAGAGGCUGAAUCUGAGACAAGAAGGAAGAGAGGAGUCCACGGCUGAAAUUUUGGAGUCAACUGACGCCGAACGGCAGCCGGGUCGGCUACCGUCGCCGGGAUCUGGGUUGGCCGGGUGUGUCUUUUGUGGAGAGAAAAUGUUGUAUUUGAUACAAAAAACGAAAAACUCAGAUAUUAUGAGCUGGAAUGAGUUUGGUGUCUGGGAGAUCUUUUGGCCUAAUAAUGCUAACGGUUCACCACCAAUUCCCCAUGGUUCUCAAGUGAAGGAGCCAAUAAUUAGCACAUAUGCCAACUUUAGAGAUGAUGUGCUUCCCCACAUUAAAAGACUUGGAUAUAAUGCUGUUCAAAUCAUGGCUAUUCAAGAGCACUCGUAUUAUGCUAGAUUUGAGUAUCAUGUGACAAACUUCUUUACACCAAGUAGCUGUUUUGGAACCCCUGAUGAUCUUAAGUCACUGAUAGAUAGGGCUCACCAAUUGGGUCUACUUGUUCUUAUGGAUAUUGUGCACAGCCAUGCAUCUAAUAAUGUGUUAGAUGGAUUGAACAUGUUUGAUGGAACCAAUGCUCAUUACUUCCACUCAGGGUCAAAGGGUCACCAUUGGAUGUGGGAUUCUUGCCUUUUUAAUUAUGGAAGCUGGGAAGUACAAAGGUUUCUUCUUUCAAAUGCAAGAUGGUGGCUGGAAGAAUACAAGUUUGAUAGGUUCAGAUUUGAUGUUGUGACUUCAAUGAUGUACACCCAUCAUGGGUUGCAGAUUCAUAUGGAAACUCCAUCUGGGAUUAAGGACUCCAUUCUUGCUUGGAUCAAGUUCUCUGUUCAAGCACCAGGUGAAAUCCCAUACAAUGGAAUAUACUAUGAUCUACCAGAAGAGGAAAAGUUUGUAUACAAACACCCCCAGCCAAAAGGACCAAAAUCACCUAAGUCUAUGAAUCACAUGUUGGAAUGGGUAGCAUGGUAUCAUGUGACAAACUUCUUUGCACCAAGCAGUCGUUUUGGAACCCUUGAUGAUCUUAAGUCACUGAUAGAUAGGACGAGUUGAGUCUACUUGUUCUUAAGGAUAUUGUGCACAGCCAUGCAUCUAAUAAUGUGUUAGAUGGAUUGAACAUGUAUGAUGGAACUGAUGCUCAUUACUUCCACUCGGGGUCAAGAGGUCACCACUGGAUGUGGGAUUCUCACCAUUUUAUUUAUGGAAGCUGGGAAUUAUGUACAAAGGGUUCUUCUUUCAAAUGCAAGAUGGUGGCUAGAAGAAUACAAGUUUGAUGGGUUCAAAUUUGAUGUUGUGACUUCAAUGAUGUACCCCUAUCAUGGGUUGCAGGUAGCAUUUAUUGGAAACUACAAUGAGUACUUUGGUUAUGCAACUGAUGUAGAUGCUGGUUAAUUAUAUGAUUCAUGGAGUUUAUCCUGAGGCUGUCACCAUUAGUGAAGAUAAUUAUGAUGUGUGCUUUAAGUUCCCUGUCUCUUCUACAACAACAUUUGUUGCACUGGGUUGCAUAAAUGGGAUGGGGUUUCAAUACUUUUUUACGUGAUCCAUGAGGAUGUUAAGUGUAGAAAUGGUUUUGAAAAAGUUUGCACACAUGUACUUAUGUUUGCGUAAUCCUACCAAACAUUUGUGUAUUGUACAUGUUUUUCUAAUUCUCUACUGCUUCAUCACUUCUCGUCAUGCAUCAAUUGAAUCCCUAUGCCAUGAAUAAGUAGGUUACUGUGCUAGUAGUUAAGUGUUUUGGUAUUGUAGAAUGAACUAAAAAAUUGUUAAAAAUGCUUGUUGUAAAUUGAACUAAUUUUUAUUGUACACCAAGAGUUAUGGAAACAUAACAACUAAAGAUGCCAAAAAUGAAAAUUCCAAAAACACUUGAAGUGAACAACCAAGAAUCUCUAGAAAUCUUAAAAUAUCCUUGCUUUUCAUGUAUUUCAUCUUUUGUGCAAAUAAGUCACCAAAAAAGCUAUUAGCACAACAAAAGGUAAUUUAUGUUUUACACUUUAGAAAUAUUAGCAUAGUAAAGAACAUUUAAUUGAUAAAAUGUUUAUAUUGGAGUGAUUUAGUUGCAGAUUUUCAUAUAUUAUUUGCAAAAAUAACAUUCUAUAAGUUCUAUGAACAUUGAAGAGGAAAAUAAAAAAUAGUUGAAGGUAGACUUCCACCAUCUUAAAUUGUUUUCUGUCAUAAUAAUCAAUAAAAUAGUCAGUAAAACCAAUAAAGGAUAAUACUUAGAGGAAUGUAAUCGAGAUGAGCAAUUCUUUUUGGGAAAAUGUCAAUAUUUUUUAUCUUCGUUAUGCUAAUUGUGUAUGCUAUAGGUGAGUGGAAUGCCUACAUUUUGCCUUCCUGUCGAAGAUGUUGUCGGAUUUGAUUAUCAACUGCAAAUGGUCAUUGUUAAUAAAUGGAUUGAGCUUGAUUAUUGAAAAAUGCUAAAUUGAUUAUUUCUUAAUUUCUUGUGAAGAUUUUGAAAUAUAUUUUGUGCUUGAUUGUUAUGUCACAAUAUGUCACAAUUUAUUUGAUUGUGAUGAAAUAUUUUUGAAAUAUGCUUGCUCUUGUGUUUACUUGACUUAUUUUUUGAUUUGUGAUUUUAAUUUGAUGUAUGAUUAGCUAAUUUAUCUUAACUAAAAUAUAUUAUUGGCUCAUCUAUUGUUCAUGUCGUGUGCUUAUAUGAAUAUGAUUGAGCUUUACUUGACAUGAUUGCAACAUGGAUUAAGUAAGUGAUUUUCUUAUAAUUCUUAUGUUUGUCUUAAAUCAUUGUUGAUUAUGGCCUAUAAUUUGUAUAGAUAUAUUUAUGCUUUUGUGGUGAGAUUUUCUUGAUUAUGUUUUUUUUUUAGUUUUUUUAAUUUUAUAAGGCCUUACUUAGUUUUGACAUAUUUCUUGAUGAUUUAUUGAAUAUAUAUGAAUAUUGAAUAUGUCCAUUUUGUGUUUAUGAAUAAUAAAAAAAGUUUGAUUUUUGCAUAUUACAUGAGAAUUUUAACUUUAGUAACAAUAUUGUGAUAUAUAAUGUUUAACUUGAUACAUGGUUUUUAGUAAGUUUAUAUACACACACAUAUAUCUCCUUUCUAAAUGAAAAUUUGGGUUUAGUGAAUAAAGUUCAUUUGUUUAUAAUGAUUUAGACUAUGGAAUUUAUUUUGAACAAUUGAUAUAAUUUUUAUCAAUUGAUUUUCUUGAUGUUUCUAAUGAAAAUUUUUUG